Ananas comosus (pineapple) is the source of this 1862-nucleotide messenger RNA. Its product is annotated as pectate lyase-like. The transcript has 5 exons. The coding region runs from base 261 to 1592 and encodes 443 amino acids. The record is from RefSeq and is a predicted model, not a curated record. Gene Ontology annotation, molecular function: pectate lyase activity. NCBI's taxonomy places the organism in Eukaryota, Viridiplantae, Streptophyta, Magnoliopsida, Poales, Bromeliaceae.
CCCAUCGGAGGCCGAGAGAGGACUAUGAUUGUAUCCUCAUAGAAUAAAAUCCUCGUGGGCUCGGUCGGUUGGUCUGGUCGGGUCUGUGAUCGAUCUCCCGGCUCUUUCAAAUAUUAAUAACCGAAAGAAAAGGAAAAAUAAAAAAAUCCAGACCAUCCUCCAGCAACAAAAAAAAAAAAAAUUAAAUAAAAAAAUUAAUUUUUUUUAAAAAAUAUUCUUUCAGAAAAGAUAAAGAGGAGAGGAGAGGAGUGGAGGUAAAUAUGGAAGGCCUUCAAUGCAGCUGCAGCAAGCCGAGCUCCUUCUUCUUCUUCUCCGUCCUCUUCCUCGCCUCUGCUGCGCUCUCCAACGCCAACAUCGCCGACUUUGAUGAGCAUUGGCGGAAGAAGGCCGAGGAGGCCCGAGCACAGGCCCUCGCCGCCUACAAGCCCGACCCCGAGUCCGUCACCAACAGCUUCAACCAGGCGGUCCAUAAAACCCUGGCGGCGACCAACAGCACCCGGAGGAGCCUCCGCCGCCAGUACAACGGCCCGUGCAUGGCGACGAACCCGAUUGACCGCUGCUGGCGGUGCCGCAGCAACUGGGCCAACCACCGGAAGCUCCUCGCCCAGUGCGCCAAGGGCUUCGGAUACGGAGCCAUGGGGGGCUUUGCAGGGAGGUUCUACACCGUCACCGACCCCUCCGACAGCGACGUCCUCAACCCCCGCCCUGGCACCCUUCGCCACGCCGUCAUCCAGCCUGAGCCCCUCUGGAUUGUCUUCGCCAACGACAUGAUCAUCACCCUCUCACAGGAGCUCAUCGUCGGCAGCAACAAGACCCUUGACGGCCGUGGCGCCAAUGUCCACAUCGCCUACGGUGCCCAGAUCACUCUGCAAUUCGUGCGCAAUGUGAUCAUCCACAACCUCCACAUCCACGACCUCAAGUCUGCCGCCGGCGGGCUAGUCCGCGACUCGACCGAACACUACGGGUGGAGGACAAGGAGCGAUGGUGACGGCAUCUCCAUCUACGGCUCCAGCAACAUCUGGAUCGACCACGUGUCCAUGUCCAACUGCGAGGAUGGGCUCAUCGACGCGAUCGAAGGCUCCACCGCGAUCACCAUCUCCAACAGCCACUUUACCCGCCACAACGAUGUGAUGUUGUUUGGCGCCAGUGAUUCCAACCAAGCUGAUGCCAUCAUGCAAAUAACGGUCGCAUUCAACCACUUUGGACGAGGCCUAGUGCAGAGGAUGCCAAGGUGCCGAUGGGGAUUUGUCCAUGUGGUGAACAACGACUACACACAUUGGCUAAUGUACGCCGUGGGUGGUAGCAAACACCCCACCAUCAUCAGCCAGGGCAACCGAUACAUCGCCCCCCCAAAUCUAGCCGCUAAGGAGAUAACGAAGAGGGACUACGCAACGGAAGCGGAGUGGAAACAAUGGGUGUGGAAAUCGGAUGGGGAUUUGAUGCAGAACGGGGCAUUCUUCGUCCAAUCGGGUGGGCAAAACAUGAGAAAAUUCUCGAGGACGGAGUUCAUCAAGGCCAAGCCCGGCACGUUCGUCACCAGGCUAACGCGCUUCUCGGGGGCGCUCAACUGCCGCGUCGGACAAAAGUGCUGAUUCCAGAAGCAGAAGCUGUAGCGGCAGAGGAGGAGGAAAGGAAGCAGAGGAUGGGACGCAUUGAACAAGGGGAGUGGCAGUUGAAGCGAAGAGGCUGUGUUUUGUGUUUGGGGUAUUUUGUUGGCAAUUGAUGAGGGAAAAGGGUGAUGAUGAGGAAAAGAGAUAGGGAGGGAUUUGUAUGAGUGAGAAGAGGGGAGGAUGUGUUUGUAAUUUCUUCUUUUUUUGCAUUUGAUUGGUAUAUGAUCAGUGAUAACUUUAUUUGAUGGGCAA